Messenger RNA from Didymosphaeria variabile, 2544 nucleotides. RefSeq lists its product as uncharacterized. NCBI's taxonomy places the organism in Eukaryota, Fungi, Ascomycota, Dothideomycetes, Pleosporales, Didymosphaeriaceae. The transcript has 2 exons. Gene Ontology annotation, molecular function: ATP binding; metal ion binding; ATPase-coupled monoatomic cation transmembrane transporter activity. The record is from RefSeq and is a predicted model, not a curated record. Gene Ontology annotation, biological process: monoatomic cation transport. Gene Ontology annotation, cellular component: membrane. Bases 1 to 2544 code for a protein of 847 amino acids.
AUGCUCACUGGUAAUUGCGCUACGAAAAGGACGACCGUGAUCGAAAAGGUCGCGGAGAUUAAGACAGACGUGGUACAUACCACUGACACCGAGCUAGGCCUCUCCGGCAAGGAACAUGUUGUUCUCAGCAUUUCAGGCAUGACAUGUACCGGAUGUGAAACCAAGCUUUCGCGGACGUUGAAGACACUGCCGUCCGUCACGAAACUGAAGACAAGUCUGGUGCUGUCGAGGGCCGAAUUCGUUUUGGACGUAGGCCUGCAGUCAGUUGAUGGAGUAAUAAGACACUUGGAACGAACAACCGAGUUCAAAUGCGAGCGCAUCACAAACCGCGGUUCUAGUCUCGACCUGGUUUGCGCCGGGUAUGCCGAGGAGGUUAGCAAGGGCGAUUGGCCGAGCGGUGUAAUCGAAAUACGGGCUGUUGACAAAAAGACAGUACGCGUCGAUUUCGAUGCGGAAGUUGUUGGCGCGCGGGACCUUGUCCAGAACGGUUGGCCACAUCCCAUGGAACUAGCACCGCUCAGUGUUGAUCCUACUCUGGAUGCUGGUGCCCGACAUGUCCGUCAUGUAGGAUACAUGACCUUGUUAUCCAUCGUCCUCACGAUACCCGUAUUAGUUCUAUCAUGGGCGCCAUUGCCGAACAAGGAACAGAAGGAAAUACGUUUUGCAACUGUUUCGUUGGUACUCGCCACCCUGGUCCAAGUCAUUGUUGCCGGACCAUUCUAUCCGAAAGCCCUUAAAGCCUUGAUCUUCUCGCGAGUAAUAGAGAUGGAUCUUCUCAUCGUCUUGAGCACGACUGCUGCAUACGUUUUCUCAGUUGUGGCCUUUGGGUACCUCGUCACUCAUCAACCGCUAUCGACCGGUCAAUUCUUCGAGACCAGUACGUUGCUGGUUACCCUCAUUAUGGUCGGUCGGUUCAUCGCAGCCUUGGCCCGCCAAAAAGCUGUGGAAUCGAUAUCUAUCCGAUCGCUACAAACCUCUUCUACGACCCUUGUCCUGGCAAAUGGAGAUGAAGCAGACAUCGAUACGAGACUUUUUCAGUAUGGCGAUGUCUUCAAAGUCUCCCCGGAGUGUCGCAUCCCUACUGAUGGAACGGUUCUAUCAGGUGCCUCGGAGAUCGACGAAUCAAUGCUUACUGGGGAGUCCAGACCCGUCGUAAAGUCAAAAGGAUCUCAAGUCAUUGCCGGAUCCAUCAAUAGAUCAGGAGUACUCACCGUAAAACUCACUCGCAUCCCUGGAGAUAACACUAUCAGCACAAUCGCCAGUAUGGUUGAUGAAGCCAAGCUGACGAAGCCAAAGAUUCAGGCGAUCGCUGACCAGGUAGCUACGUACUUCGUACCUGUAGUUGUAUCUCUCACCAUCAUCGUCUUCUGUAUCUGGCUCGCUAUUGGUAUCACGGUCCAGAAGAAGUCGGGAUCAGAGGCGACAAUUCAGUCUAUCACGUACGCGAUCACCGUCCUGAUCGUAUCUUGUCCGUGUGCCAUUGGCCUUGCAGUACCGAUGGUAAUAGUAGUUGCCACCGGCGUGGCUUCCGAGAAGGGUGUCGUCUUCAGGUCUGCAGAUGCAAUCGAAAUCGCGUGGAAGACUAGUGAUGUGGUUUUUGACAAGACGGGUACCCUCACCCAAGGAAAACUCUCAGUUGCUGAGAGCGAGAGCCUCAAUCCGUCAGUCGGUACCAAAGCCCUUCUCUUAGGUCUUGUUAAAGACAGCAAACAUCCGGUUUCUGUUGCUGUUACGACCCAUCUCAAAUCACAAGGUGUGUCUGCCACGGCAAUUUCGACUCCGAAGAAUGUAGUCGGCAAAGGUGUCGAAGGUGCCUUCGUCGGUCGCACACUCCGCGCAGGUAAUUCCACAUGGCUGGGACUCACAGAUCAUCCUUCUGUCCAACCAGUCCUCUCUCGAGGCUACACGGCUUUCUGCUUCGCCAUAAACGGCGAAUUGGCGGCUGUAUUUGGCCUUCAAGAUGCGCUGCGAGAGGAUGCGCUCACCACGGUGGCCAAGCUCCAAGAACGCAACAUCGCGGUCCAUGUACUCUCAGGUGAUGACGACGGCGCUGUCCGCGCGGUCACAGCCCGGCUCAGUAUCCCCUCUGCCAACGUCCGAUCACGCUGUACCCCGGCAGAGAAACAAGCCUACAUCAAAGGCCUCCUCUCCACAAUUGACACACGCGGGUCCAAGAAGAAGCAAAGCCAACCCAUCGUCAUGUUCUGCGGAGACGGAACGAACGACGCAGUCGCGCUCGCCCAAGCCUCCAUCGGCGUCCACAUGAGCGGCGGAACCGACGUGGCCAAAUCCGCGGCAGACAUUGUGCUCAUGCGUCCAAGCCUGGCUGGCAUUCUCGUUGCCAUGGCUGUCAGUCGCAAAUCAAUGCACCGUAUCGCGUUCAAUUUUGGGUGGAGCUUCGUGUACAACUUGUUUGCAAUUCUACUUGCGGCGGGUGCUUUCGUGCAUGCGAGGAUCCCGCCCGAGUUUGCGGGGCUGGGUGAGCUGGUGAGCGUGCUGCCAGUGGUUGCCGCUGGGAUACUCCUCAAGUGGGUGAAGAUCUAG